Delphinapterus leucas (beluga whale) is the source of this 1211-nucleotide messenger RNA. Its product is annotated as histone H4. Lineage: Eukaryota; Metazoa; Chordata; Mammalia; Artiodactyla; Monodontidae. Gene Ontology annotation, cellular component: nucleosome. The record is from RefSeq and is a predicted model, not a curated record. Gene Ontology annotation, molecular function: structural constituent of chromatin; protein heterodimerization activity; DNA binding.
AUUGUUAAAGCCUUAAAACAUGGUAACAAAAUAAGUUACCACAGCGUGAAACAGUACAAAGGAACAGAGAAGGCCUCUUUUUCUUUUUUCUUUGUCAAAUUCCCCUCCCCCGCUUAGGGAGGGUCUUCCCGCCUUCAGGUUCUCAGUUCGGUCCGCUACCGGACGUAUAAAAGCUUGCAUCCGCGAGCUGUAGAAGCAAAGUUUUGUUGAGCUUCAGUGAGUGCUCGUUAUGUCGGGUCGUGGGAAGGGCGGGAAGGGUCUCGGAAAGGGGGGCGCCAAGCGCCACCGCAAGGUGCUGCGCGAUAAUAUUCAGGGUAUCACUAAGCCCGCUAUUCGGCGUUUGGCUAGGCGUGGUGGCGUCAAGCGCAUCUCUGGCCUCAUCUACGAGGAGACUCGCGGGGUGCUGAAGGUGUUCCUGGAGAACGUGAUUCGGGACGCUGUCACUUACACCGAGCACGCCAAGCGCAAGACCGUCACCGCCAUGGACGUGGUCUACGCGCUCAAGCGUCAGGGACGCACCCUUUAUGGCUUUGGCGGCUAGAGUGUUCAGUUUUGUGUCUGUUCUGUUAAUAUAAAGGCCCUUUUCAGGGCUUCCUACUUUUCGCUUGUAAGGAGCUGUGAUUCUCUAAUCUUUUCAUUGCUUGGAGAUGUUAAAAAGAGUAUUCAAUUAUUGUACUUUAGCCUGCGAAGUUGUUUUGUGCUUAUUCUGGGACGCGUGUGUUCCCAAUCCCGCCUAGGUACAGCAGGGGUCGUUAGGAUCGCUAUCCAGUCAAUUCUUUACCUAAGGAUAUAUUCACGCUGAGUUGGUAUGGAAUCUUUAGUUGUGUAAUUUGCUAAAGGAGGUAGUGGGGGAAGUCUUGCAGAUGCCUACGUUCGCUACUACGUAACUUUUUCUUUUACAAAGUAAUUUUUAUAGUUGAACCACCUAUUAAAAGUGGGGUAACUUUGUAUCAGUUAAUACACUGUACCACUGGCAAGGAGUCACACACAAUCUGGAGUCUGGCAGUGUUACUUGGAAAAAGUGUAUUCAGAUCCCAAAGUGGGAAAGUGUUUUAUAGAAAAAGAAUUCGUCUUUAAGGUUAGUUAGUGACAUCUCUGCCUCUCUAAAGGUAAUAACUAUCUUGUCAAAUCAAGCUUGCAGGCAUGUUCUAUGUGCCUGGAGGGAUAGUCAGUAGCCUAUUACUGGUCUGGAUCACUUUUUUUUUUUUGGU